GCCAGCAUUUGUAACAAAACAGCUCUUAAAAGCAAUGUCUGCUUUGGGCGAAGCAGUGUUUUUAUGCCUGUUUUCGACGAUUUUACAACAAGUUUGCUCGCUGGAUAAUGGCCUCGCAGUAACUCCACCAAUGGGAUGGAUGUCGUGGGAGAGAUUUCGCUGUGUUACAGAUUGCGAGAAGGAUCCUAGAAACUGCAUCAGUGAAAGACUUUACAUGGAAAUGGCAGAUGCAAUGUAUUUUGGUGGAUAUAGCACUGUUGGCUACAAGUAUAUCUGCAUUGAUGAUUGCUGGACCGAUAUGAGUCGAACAAAAGAUGGUCGGCUGCGGGCGGAUCCAAAACGUUUCCCAAACGGAAUUAAAAAGCUAGCAGAUUACGUUCAUGCAAGGGGUCUUAAGUUGGGAAUCUAUGCAGAUUAUGGAACCAAGACAUGCGCAGGGUACCCAGGGAGCAUCCAUCAUAUAAAGAAAGAUGCACAGACAUUUGCAGAUUGGGGAGUGGAUUACCUCAAGCUGGAUGGUUGUUAUGCAAACCCCAAAAAGAUGGACAAAGGAUACCCAAAGUUUGCCAAGGCACUGAAUAAGACAGGCCGCCCCAUAGUGUUUUCAUGCAGUUGGCCUGCGUACCAAGUCUUCACGGGCAUAAAACCCAACUACAAGAAGAUCGCGAAAUAUUGCAAUUUAUGGAGAAAUUAUGGUGAUAUACAGGAUUCAUUCCAGAGCUUGGUGAACAUUUUAAGUUGGUAUGGAGACAAUCAGGAUGACAUGAUACCAGUGGCAGGUAGCGGACACUGGAACGACCCUGAUAUGCUAAUAAUUGGAAACUUUGGUCUGAGUCAUGAACAGUCCAAGCUACAGUUUGCUCUUUGGGCCAUAUUGGCAUCUCCUUUGCUCAUGUCAAACGAUUUACGGGACAUUGAUGCCAGAUCCAGAGAAAUUCUUCUGAACACAGAAAUAAUCGCCGUAAACCAAGACAAGCUCGGAAAACAAGGAAAGCGAGUGAUUAAGAACAAAGAAACAUUUACAGAGGUAUGGGCGCGCCCCUUGUCAGACUGCGGAAGCGUAGCUGUGGUGCUGCUUAGCCUGAGAUCAGAUCUACCGUCCGAUGUGGAAGCCCCGUUCUCAGACGUUGGAAUUUCAACAAAAAGUGCCUGCGCACGUGAUCUAUUCUCUCAUCAGCAGCUAGGAAUGUAUAAUGAAACAUUCAUAGCCAGAGUGAACCCCAGUGGAGUGGUCAUGAUGAAGCUGACACCGAUCUGUGAAGAGGAAAAAAAUAUAGUCAAAAAGAGAAAAGGAAAAGGAAAAGAAAAACAUAAGAAGAGUUGCUGCUUGACCAUGAGAAACCCUGAACUGAAAAUGGCGGAUAGUAACUGGGCUUUUGCGGCCGUAACUCUGGUUAUUUUAGUACCCUUCUUUAACAAGUAUGCAGUUGUUGGAUUGAAUAAUGGCUUAGCACUUACACCACCAAUGGGAUGGAUGGAUUGGGAAAGAUUUAGAUGCAACAUCGAUUGCAACAAGGAUCCAGAAAACUGCAUAAGUGAACAUCUGAUCAAGCAGAUGGCUGAUCGUCUUGCUGAAGAUGGUUAUCGAGAUGCUGGAUAUGAUUAUGUUAGCAUUGAUGACUGUUGGUCAAACAAAGAGCGUGAUUCUUCUGGAAAUCUUCAGCCUAACAGUACAAGAUUUCCAAGUGGGAUGAAAGCUUUGGCAGAAUAUUUACAUAGCAAAAGACUGAAACUUGGAAUGUAUGCUGAUUAUGGCAUCUUAACAUGUGCUGGUUACCCUGGAAGUAUUGAUCACAUUGAACAAGAUGCACAAACAUUUGCAAGUUGGGAAGUGGAUUAUCUCAAAGUGGAUGGUUGUUAUGCAGACCCUGCUCUGUUUGAUGUUGGCUACCCAAAAUUUACUCAAGCUCUAAAUGCAACAGGACGCCCAAUAUUACUGAGCUGUGAAUGGCCUGAUUACCAAUCCAAAAUUGGAAUAAAGCCUGACUAUGCUGCUAUUGCUAGAAACUGCAACACCUGGAGAAAUUACCAAGAUGUACAGGACUCGUGGAAUAGUGUUCUAGGAAUUUUGGAUCAUUUUGCGGAGAACCAAGACACGUUCGUUCCAGCAGCGGGACCUGGGCACUGGAAUGACCCAGACAUGCUUGUCAUUGGUAAUUUUGGGCUGAACUACGAACAAUCUAAAGCACAGUUUGCACUUUGGUCAAUCCUAGCUGCACCACUUAUCAUGUCAAAUGAUUUAAGGAACAUCUCAAAGGAGGCCAAAGACAUUCUUCUAAACAGAGAAGUAAUUGCUGUUGAUCAAGACAAGCUGGGAAAAAUGGGGAGAAGAGUGUUCGCUGAAAAAGAUGUAGAAGUUUGGUCACGUGCUUUGUUUAAUGGCAGUGUGGCUGCCGUGCUGUUUAAUCGCAACCGAGACUCAGCACAGGAAAUCAAAGCUGAUUUUGAAUUGAUUGGAUUGACAUCGAAGACAGCCUCUGCCAGAGACUUGUUUGCUGGUAAAGACUUGGGUCAGUUUACCAAUUUCGUUAGUGCCAAAGUAAAUCCCACAGGGGUGGUCAUGGUAAAGUUGUCACCGAUUAAAGACGCCUUAUUUUGACUCAUAAGGUUUUUUAACGCAUAGGGAUUGGAAAUUAUUCAUUGAUUUUUAUUUGAUUAUAUCUGGCCACAAUUUGUAAGUGGAAGUUCAAUAAUGCAAUUUGAGCCAAGUUGGCCAACUGUUUCGAAUAGGGAAGACGCUAUCCUGAAGAAACACCUAGAAAGUUUGCUUUUAUAACAAUAGAUAAUUGUUUGAUUAUAAUCUUCCGUAACAGACCGAACGUUUGAGGAGUGGUGAAGAAUUACGUAAGCAUAUUUUGGAAGUGACACGGUUACUGACAACCAUGCAAUAAUUUCAGUUUUUCGAUAAUGAAAGGAACCAUUGAAAUUAUAUUUUGAGCUUUAUUAAUCAAUUUCACCUGGUUAGUGUGGCAUAAGUGUGAGAAUGGAAAAGAUUAAUUCCCCUUUCACUGAUCAGCCUGUUGACUAAAUUCAAAUUUAAGAGUGCCCAAGGGAUUUUAUUCGCUUUGCGAAAACGGAAAAUGAACUGCAUCGUGUGCUCCAUCAGCUAACACUGAUUAGCAAACUGUUCAUUUUGGCUUGGCUUACAUAUUCUUAAUAGAAAAAAAAUUCUUCUAGCUUGUACACACUUGUCCUUAGAGAGAAGAACCUAAAUUUUCUAGUACUUCUGGAAACCUUUCCAUGAGAAUCAUCAUUAGUUUAUCUAUGUAGAUCUUCAUUGAACGAUUCUCGUCAGCCAAAUCUGAAAUAAAAAAGAAGAGAGAACUUUACCAAUUUAUGUUCCAGCUCAUACUUAACAAAAUUUUCUUUGAAUUGAAACAACUGCAGUAGUUGAAGGAGUUCAAUUCCUAAUUUUAUCGUAAGUGGAAACAUCACCGAUUACAAUGAUUAAUUGAAGAGAAUAAACUUACCAUCUAUCACC
Molecule: messenger RNA, 3481 nt
Organism: Stylophora pistillata
Lineage: Eukaryota; Metazoa; Cnidaria; Anthozoa; Scleractinia; Pocilloporidae
Product: alpha-N-acetylgalactosaminidase
Biological process (GO): oligosaccharide metabolic process; glycoside catabolic process
Cellular component (GO): cytoplasm
Molecular function (GO): alpha-galactosidase activity
Source: RefSeq, a predicted model, not a curated record